UUAUCUGGUCCAGAUGCAGCAGUUGGUAAAUACCCAUCCUGAAGCCGAUGCUUUCCUUCGACGAGGUGGCUUUUCAGUCCAGCGGUCAGAUAAUCCGUUCGCCCAAGUAGCGUCAGAUCAAGCGAUUGAGCAGUCCAUCAACCGAGCAAGCAAGACGUCUGGUGGUAUCAUUGGCUUCAGCCGCCAUCCGGCAACUGUACAGAGGUGGGUGUUAACUGCUCAUGAUCGCGCAGCAGUCACCGACACAUGCAUGGAGCAUUGUGGUCUCGAUGAUAGCGCUGAGGAGAGGGAUGCUUUCCACAAAGAGUGUCAGACAGGACGGAUGGCACGUGAUGAGAGAGAUGUACUGCAAGUCCUAGAUACCAUCUCACGAUUCUUCAACCCCUUCCUCCCUGCCUCCCAACAGCACUGUGAGCAGCUGAUGCAUCUGUCUUCUGGUACUGAAGCAACCGCUGAAACCUCAACAGAUCUUCUGGAUGCUGAGAAGCGUGGUCUGGCAGGUUUCCAUGACUUUGUCAACCAGCGACUGAUCACAGAUGCAAAAGCAUUCCAUGACCCACUGAAGAAGAUGAAUCUGAAGUCAUUCACUGUCAAGAAGAAGAAGAACCCUGUGAAUGAUCAAGCUGGCAUCCUUCGGUCCGACCGGUCAACAUUUUCCCGCAUUGCUCUGAUUGCACAGACUCGCCAAAUGGACAUGCGUGAAGUUCUCUCAUAUCCACUCGGACCACUGCCAUGGUCACUAGCAACUACAUCAGGUACUCUGGUCAAGACGAGCAAGGCAGCCCUACUACCGCUGCUGACCGAUGGAAUCGCAUCUUCCAAUAAUCCAGAUGCUGGUGGAGCUCUGAUCAUUGAUGCCAUGGCACACCUGAGGUCCAUGAAGGUGUUCGAUCUUCCGUCCACUUUUGGUGAGUUUGCUGCUGUUGUUCUGAGCCAUCUGUGCCGACUGCUAUCUUCAUACAGCCGGAUCGACUUUGUGGUCGACACGUAUCAAGAGAUUUCAAUCAAGAGUUUGGAACGAUCUGCCCGUGCUGCUGAUGGAGGACUGCGCCAGCACAUCACCAGUCCUGCGCAACGAUUGCCUCGGCAGUUUGUCAAGUUCCUGGCAGUUGGUGCCAACAAGGAAGAGUUGCUGGAGUUUCUCUUCAAGCAAUGGCAAACAGUCGACCUGAUGAAGAAGAUUCCAAGCCACAGGGAGCUAGUUAUCACCUCCGGCAGCUCGUGCAUGAAGAUAAUGUCUGGUGCUGCCACUACAGUUGCCCUCCCUGUCACUGAUCUGGCUUGCGAUCAUGAGGAAGCAGACACCCGACUCCUUCUUCAUGCUCACCACGCAGCGCUAGCAGGAUCGCGGACUAUCACCAUCAAGUCACCCGAUACUGAUGUUGCCGUGCUAGCAGUUGCGUUCAGCCACUCCAUUCCAGCACCUCUCUACUUCAUGACAGGAACCGGUGUAAAGACUCGCUACAUCCUGAUGAAUGCUAUCAGCGAGAAGUUGGGCCAAGCUGUUUGUGAUGCUCUACCUGGCUUUCAUGCUUUUACGGGCUGUGACACAACAAGUGCCUUUGCAGGCAGAGGCAAGAAAGGUGCCUUCAAGCUUCUGUGCAACAACUCCCCGGAGAGUGCAGCUGCCCGCUUGGCCUUCAGUACUUUGGGUGCAGCUUUUACACCACUUGCCACCGAUGUCAUCGACGCCCUAGAGAAGUUUGUCUGCAUCAUGUACAACACCACGUGUUCCCGGGUCAAUGAUGCCAGGUACCAGCUGUUUUGCACAAGGAGUCUGCAAUCCAACCAACUGCCACCCUGCAAUGACGCCCUUCUAAAGCACUGCUGCCGCUCCAAUUACCAAGCUGGUAUUUGGAAGCGAUGCCUCUUGUCACAUGUGGAUGCACCAUCACCGAAUGAGAAAGAACAAGGCUGGCACCUAGAAAGCAAUGGGACAUUGGCAGUUGACUGGUUAAGCCUGCCACCUGCUCCAAAGUCAAUCCUAGAGUUCCUCCGGUGCGGGUGCAAAACUGGUUGCAGCAGUGGCAACUGUUCGUGCCGCCGGCAUAUGCUGUUGUGUACAGAUGCUUGCACCUGUCGGCACCACUCUUCAGUAGUAUGCACAAACUACCCAGAGCAGCAUGCAGCAUUGCCUACGACCCAACACAUCUCACCUGAAACUGAUUUGGUCUGCAGUGACACAGCUCAUGACUGAUAGCAGCCAGCCAACCGUAAGGAUUCGGGACUGACAAACUUGUUGAGCAAUCAUGUGCAUGAUGGAUAGCAGCCAGCUCUAGAGUGUCCCACCACCUCUGGGAUAUCUUGCAACAAAUCUUAUGACAGAUCUGUGUCAGCAUCAGUGGAUGCCGGAACUGUCUUUCUUUGGCCGACAACCGCAUCCCGCAGCACGGGUGAUAGCACAUCUUCUUCUUAUCAUAUUAUCUACAUGACUGUAAUAUUGUCAUUAUAAUUUAACCUGUACCUUCAUUUUAAAUUGUUUCCAGAGGACCUAUGAUCUUCUUACUGGAGCUCCUAUACCAGAAAAGUUAGGCAUGAAAUAUGAUCGGAAUGUCCGGAGACCCAUGAAAGCGUGACAGUAAUAGUAACUUUACAGAUUAUGCCAGUACUAAGACUUUAUUAUUAUAAUCAGAGACUUCAUGCUAGGAAAUAAUAAAUUAUCCUUCUAGUGUACUUGUCCUAUUUCCUAUUUUGUGCAGGCUCCUUGUUGUAUAAUAUGUUCUCAAAUGUGACAUACAUUAUUACAAUGUAUUACUAUUGUGAAAUGACCCAAAGGCAGUAUGCCUAUCGAGGGGUUCAUUUGAUUGAAAGAACAGUACUACUACUAG
Messenger RNA from Sycon ciliatum, 2828 nucleotides. RefSeq lists its product as uncharacterized. NCBI's taxonomy places the organism in Eukaryota, Metazoa, Porifera, Calcarea, Leucosolenida, Sycettidae. The record is from RefSeq and is a predicted model, not a curated record. The transcript has 4 exons. Bases 14 to 2197 code for a protein of 727 amino acids.